AUGGGUGCUCAGCAGGAUGACGAUACAAAAUCGAGUAAUGCUGGUGACAUUGGUAAUGCUGAUCCACACAUUCCUCUCGUGGAGAUCCAGAGUUUUGUCGAGAAAGCGAAAUUCUACACUUCGUUGUGUCUCGGUACAACAGCGAUACUUGCGGUUUUUGGAUUUUUAUUUCUCAUUCCUUUUGUGGUUGAGCCGGCAAUAUCAACUAUUCUCGCUGAUUUUUCACCGCAUGCUGUUGCCUGUGUGGUGACAGAACAUGUUUAUGUCGAGGGUCUAAAAAAUUGCUCGUGGGCGAGUUGCCGUGAAGGGUCUGCUAUCAGAUGCCAUCAGAUUAAAGUCAAUUACUCAAAACUAUCGUACGAGGAUUUUAAUAAAAAAACUGCGGGUACGGUACCUUGGGAUGUCGCUGAUACCAAAUUUUUCAUCAAUACUGAGGGCUGUGGGUAUCCACCAAGAGUCAAUUGUUCAGAGUUCGCUAAAAAAUUCGGUUACCAGAACAUGGGGAAAAUAUUUCCGUGUUAUUACAGCAGAACUUAUCCAGAGACGGUAGUUUCCAGGUACUCCUGGGAUGAAAAUCUGAGGCAUUUGGUGCUUGCUCUAGUGACCCCAAUCGUUUUAUUCAUUGUCUCCUUGGGUGUACUUUGCUACUGGUACUGUCCGCCCAUGGGGAAGAGUUGCGGUGGCCCAGGGCGUAAUUUAAUUGAUAAAUAUGCGCGGAAGGAAGAUUUGGAACCACUAUUGCAGCAUUCUUGCGGAGGACGAAUUCGAGGAAGACGAAGAGGAGUACUGAUUGUUACCGAGGGCUCACCCCCCAGCGAGGGAGUGACCCCUGAUGCCACAACCCCAGAGUCUAGUCUACUUCACGUUUUAAAUUUCAAUGAUAAUAAUUGGCCUGUCAUAGCUAACUAACAUCUACAGACACGAAUUUCAAAGUUAAAUGAAUAAUUGGCUUUUAGAAUUCGCUGUGUAGCUGCCAUUACCUAAACUGUCGGCUCAUUAAAUCUCGAAAUAAAUACAACGAUUUUUUUUUUUA
Messenger RNA from Fopius arisanus, 1033 nucleotides. It is a transcript of the gene Teh2, whose product is annotated as tipE homolog 2. Gene Ontology annotation, cellular component: plasma membrane. The transcript is spliced from 4 exons. NCBI's taxonomy places the organism in Eukaryota, Metazoa, Arthropoda, Insecta, Hymenoptera, Braconidae. Gene Ontology annotation, biological process: regulation of sodium ion transport. Gene Ontology annotation, molecular function: sodium channel regulator activity. Bases 1 to 909 code for a protein of 302 amino acids. The record is from RefSeq and is a predicted model, not a curated record.